CUCAACAACCCGACACAGAUACAAACAGCGCCAUUGUCACUUUCCCCAUCACCCCGACGCGACACCGAAUCGGCGGGCUGUAGGACAAGCGAGCGAGAGAGCAUGGAAACGGAGCCUUCGCAGCUGAUUAAAGGGAUGGACGUGGAUAUUGGCAUGGGCCUCGGGGACGACCUUGGCGGGUUCGAAGGUUUUGACGCCAUGUUUGCCGAGCCCAACAGCACGAGCGAUUUUUUCAAGUUCUGCGAAAUCGAGGACACCCAACAGCAGCAGCACCAGCAGGGCAUGGCCAUCACCAACUCGGCGUUCCAGGGGCCGCCAUCACCGGCCAGCAUGUUCGCCCACCAGCCGAAGGUGUCCGACUUCGGGCAGGAGAGCUGGGUUCCUGGCGAGCAACAGCACCUCCCGAUUCAGGCGUGGCCUCCAACAAUUUCAAGUGAACCCACACAAUGCGUGAACCCAAACCUGCUCUUGCCGAUCGGGGGCAAGCCCAAGGCUCGGAAGAGGCACGAUGAGGAUGAGGCGCUCGUGUCUAAGGAGUCGGUCUUCCCUGUGAUGAAGCGCCGGUCAUCGACGGCAUCCAUUUCGAUGAACCCAAGUCCACCGCCAACAUCGUCACAGCAACAAGGGUUGGAGAAAAGCCACAGCUUUUGCGUCACCACAGCCAGCGCGGGCUGGGCGCCCGCGGUAUCGCAUCAACAGCCAGGCGUGGCAAGACAUGUGGGGUCUAGUCAGCCGCCGCAGCAGGGGGGAGUGGCGUCGCCGCCAGGUGGAGCGAUAAAGGUCAAUACGAAUGUGACGUCUGGCACCGUGCGCCCCCCUCGUAUUUCCGUGUUCAUGUCUAACUCGGGUCGGCGCCGGGCAACCAGCAGCGGUGUCGUCGGCGGCGGUUCUUCUCAGCAGCAGGCCGCGCCCGCGCCCUCCCCCUCGAUGAUGCCAACUGCACCCGGGAGCUACAGCGGCGGCGUGCUCGAGCCUACGAUGGACCGCACGGCCAGCGCGCAGGCCCAACGAUUGAAGGACCUGCGCAUCACCAUGCGCGACCGGAGCGUGGCAGAGAAAUACGUUGUGGACCACACCCCAGCCGUGGUCGCGAUGGGCUCGCCCCACCACCUCAACUCCACGUCCGCGUUGCUCUUCAGUGAGGACGACCACUUCACGGCAACGGCGUCGGGGUCGGCGGCAGGGCCUACGGUACCGUCCCUGCGACGCGCGAGCACGGUUGGAGCGCUCACGAUCGCCGGCAGCGAGGUAAUGUCGACGUCACCGGUCUUGUCAUCCUCGGGAAGGAUUAUCCAGUCCUGCGAGCUCUCGGACAGGGUCGGAGACGGUGGUCAGCGGCGCAACCUGGUGUGCAGAGUUUUCGGCUCGGGCGGGAGCCCCUUCAUGAGACCGGCAAGCAGCGGCCGCUAACUAGGCUUCAUUGCGGUGAGAGAAGAGAGCCCAAGUGCAACCACAACGCACGGCCGGUUGCUGGCUGCUAGGCCAGGCUCUCACGGAUUCCUUGCCGGGGAAGGCACUCGAGCGCUACCGCACGGGUGGGAGAGGAACGCGAUAUCGCCGGAUUGUUGUUUGGUUGCCCCGACGGCCGGAAUCGCCUUGCCUUCUUAUGGCGGCGGGAGAAGCACGCAGCACCUCCCGUCUUGUCUCACGGAGCCCCCCCACCCCCCCACCCCUCACCGCUGGAGUGUUUCGUUUUUGAUCACACUUUGAAUUGCGUUGAUGUAGAUGGCCUCCUCCCACCGCCCCUGAAUCCCCCGUACGCGACCAUUCGAAGGGCGAGUUGGCGAUGGACAGGCGAUUAUUUUGUACAAGUUUUCUUUUGUUGCUCUCUUGGUUGCGUGCUGUCUAUAGUAAACACGAUUUUUUUUUAACUUUCGUGUUUCGUCAAGUUUCUUGCAUUUUUGCGUGGUGGGUGCAAGACACAGCAGGUUAGCAGAGGGUUCCUGGUUUACAAGCUUGGGGUGGUCAAGGGGCGUACGCUUUACGCUUAAUUCCCGCGUUUCGCGCGGCGUGCGAACUGGCUGGCUGGCGGGCUAGCUGGCGUCAGCGCACACAUCCAAAUGGUUAUGUUAUACAUUAGUAGGGUGAUGCUGGUGGUGUCCCGGUUUGGUCCCUUAUCGCAAGGCGCACGGGGAAGGUCGUUAUUUCACGUGCUUGGGUCGUGAUUUAGCAGGCUCGCGUCCAGGGGUUGUACAUAGAAGUAAUUAUGCUGUUUUGAUAGCUGUUUGAUGAGACUGGUGUUUUCGGCCGCACAUCUACCAAUCUUGGUGAUGUAGGGAGGCCGUGUGGGGGCUUCUGGGGAGCAGGCAAAUGAUUCCUCGUUUCCGCUUUUGCCCCAGCAGGUACUUGUUUCCCUUACGGCCCUACGGUGGUGUCUCCGAGAAGGUAAUUCGGCUGCGAGUGAGAACUGUAGCUCGUGUGCGCGUCCCGAUUCUAGGAGGGGUUAAAAAAGAGCGCCGAAAACGCCCUAGGGGUGUUGCGGGCGAGCUUGCAGUUCGUAGCGCGCUGUGGAGACAGCAGUGUAAGGGGGUGUCGCGAACGUGACACGCGUCCACUCCCGAGCCGAAGUAUAUUGUUCCUAUUUAAUUUUUCGCACGAGGCUCACGAGUCGAAGCGUGGCCGAAAGAUAUCAUUAUAGCAGAGCCGAGGGAACGCCUCCUCUCAAUAGGAUGAAAGCCCAAAGGAUAUCACGCAGAUAUAUGGGUGCUUUCCUCCUAGACGUAGUUGGACAUUAGAUGGUUGAUCAAGAGAAAAGCAGGGGGGGCGCUUAGAACUUGAUCAGAGAGUUGGUAAUGUUACGAAAGCCGGCAGGCACGAGUUGUUCAAUCGACACGAAGGGCUUACAAUUGUAUUUCGCACUUUGCCCUUAUGAUUGGUCGACGCUCUUUGCCUCCUCGUUGUAGGGGAUCCUACGACGGUUGCAUGAAUGCUAUUGUUAAUGUAUCUCGCGGUGGUGGAGCCGCAAGUGUGUCGAAAAACAAGUGUCGAAAUGUGUUGCCGGCCCGGCGAUGGAUGUCAAAACCAAAAUGUGUUUCGGUAGGUUGUGUUUGGUUUUGAUUCUUGCCCGGAAGAGGAAGUAAGGGAUGGGGGCUGGGCGCAAAAUGUGGAGGCUUGUACGGCGAACCCAGGUGGGCAAAUAUGGGAGUCCUUGCGCUUUUCGGAAGUUGAAAACACAGGGUUUACAUUUUGUUUUGGAAGGAAUGUUGCGGAAGAAGAAAAAAGGAGGGGGUAGGCAGUGUAUGUUGCGACGGCGGUCGUUGGGGGCGAGUCCGGUUGGAACGGUUGCGUUGGGAAUGUGUUUUCGGGGCUCCUUGGGUGUUGGGUUGUCAUUCGUAGUGUGGGUUGGUGCCCGUUCAUCAAACGAUUAGCCACUCGCUGUAGGGUCAGUUAAUACUCCGUUGACCGGUAGCUAAAAGGCGUAGAGAUGCGUAUCAGUCUAAUGACCAGGCUCUCUUGUUGUACUUGUUAUUUGAUGCGCGCGAUCGCGUGGCGCCAGGAGUUACCCGCCAUUUGGUCCAACUUUUUUUCUGCUGGGUUGAGCCGAACGUUGAGCAUCCCACACGUACGUCUGCGACACAGUAUAGCGUUUUUAACACGGACGAUGUUUUGCGCGGGUGGCCUCGCUGAAUGGAAAUAGUAAAAAGUCGACGUGCUGAUCAAAGGAAUCGCACGAAAGAGUCGCGUUUGUCUUCAAGUCUCGGGAACAGGUGUUCACUGAUUUCGGACAGUUUUCACAUGUGACGGAGCAGACGCAUAUUUUUGCCUCGGGAAACCUUUAAAUCUGCUCAACGCCCGCGCAGCCAACGCCAAUAUGGCGUUUAUUUUUUGCCGGGCGUCAAGUCGAGCCGCGCUGGUGUUCCUCCUGGGUAACGGAUGCUCUUCUUGUCACCACGACGACGGUGUAUUGACAUUAAGCUCCGCGACCAGACAUGAUAUGUGGUGUGGUGUUGUGACACGUAAAUUGAAAGGUCUACACGGUCGGUCGCCCCGGUGGUCUACUAUAUAUAGUGGUAUCCUCGAAAACUGCUAGUCGGAAAGGAUGUGAGUUCGAAUUCGCAUGGGCUUAAAAG
This is a messenger RNA of Ectocarpus sp. CCAP 1310/34, 4070 nucleotides long. Lineage: Eukaryota; Phaeophyceae; Ectocarpales; Ectocarpaceae. The record is from the annotation of a GenBank genome assembly.